UGGUAUUUAAGUCUUCCGCUGUGCUAUCUUAUACUUUGUAUUGAAAGGUCGGUUCUUGUUCUGGUCUGCACCUAUACGGUAGAGUCCGCUGCAUGCAUGCAUUUCAGCAUGUUAUGUUACUGAAGGUCUUUGAUGAGUGUGAUUGGAGAUGGCUGUGGAGGUGUUCUGACCAAUAAACCGAAACCGCUGGUAAAUAAUGGCUACAGUGCCGAAAGGGGAGACAGAGAAGAAGUGUACUACGACAUGUGCCGGACUGCGAUUCAAGCCAGGUUCUGAAAAGGCGUCGAGUGAUACGGAGGAAGAAGCGGUUGAUCGACGUCGACUUGGGUGAUGAUCACAGGCAAUGGGUUUUGUGCUCAUCGCCGCAGGCAACAGCUGGUGUCAAGUGGUCGACGAGGAAAGGAAGAAGGUGGUGAUAUUUUACUAGGGUAGGAAAUAGGCAGGCAAUGGAUUGGUGCUCGUCACCGUGGGUGGUGGUCGGGGUUGAGUGGACGAUGAGGAAAGCAUGAAGGGUGGUGGUCGGGGUUGGUGCUCCGAUCACAGAAUUUACAGGUUGAUUGAUAUAUGUCCAUGGGUGUUGAUGGUGCUAUGACUGGGGCUGGAUUACUCUAGGGCAGGUUGGCAGCAGUGAGUGGCGGAGAGAGUGAGCCGAAAUGGUUUUGGAUGGGCAGUUUGCUAGCGGAAGAGGACAAUCACUCAACUUGUGGCGAAAGGUGUGUUUCAUCUCAUCUUGAGUAUCAUCUGCCGCAUGCUCAGUUUUUGACAGCCCAAGAUAGCUGUGCAGAAUGUUGAAUCAAGUUGCGCUCUUGAAUAACGUACGGUCUUCCUAGAGCAUUGCACGCUUUGUGUCUCUAGAGGAUCGAAAGCCGUUGCGAAGAUCGCUGUGCAGAACGUUGAAUCAGGUUGCCCUCUCGAAUAAUGUUCGGUCUUCCUAGCACAUUACAUGCUUUGCGUCUCUCGAGGAUCGAAAACCGUUGCAAAGAUCACUGUGCAGAAUGUUGAGUCAAGUUGCGCUCUGGAAUAAUGUUUGGUCUUCCUAGAGCACUGCAUGCUCCAUGUCUUCUCGAGGAUCGAAAGCCGAUGAGAAAACAUUCGAUGCGUCUGCGGUGUUGCGACCAAAGAAAUUGCGGACGUUCUAAUGUAGGGUAUUGUCACAUCUCUGCUCGAUGAGUUCUAGGAUGAGUAAGCUCUGCUUGGAGAAUACUUUACUCUUCUUGUGUUACUAUAAUAAAGACUCUGUAUCUGUGGCACAACAUAAGAAGUUGCAGCAGGUUAGUGGAGACAAUGACGAAAGGCAUGGCAACAGUCGAUUGGGUAGAGGUGAAGGAGCCAGAUGAGGUGCACAAUGGUACGCAGACGUGUUCUCAGUCAGGUGCAAAACCGCCAAGAAAGCACAGAAGCGAUCAAUGGAUACCGGUCUGGGCCUGGUUGGAAUCCCGACCCUUUGGCCAUGCAAAAUCGCUGACGUCAUCUGACAUAGAGGACUGGCUGCAGAAAAAUCCAGAAAUUGCAAAGGAUCUUCGUAGACAACAUUCGCGGAAGCAUCUCUACCACUAUAUCAGGAAAUGCUUUCACACAGUGCGAAAGCGGAAAGGCGGAAGGCCACAGCAGCAUGUGGACGAGACAAAGGCAGGGGCAACCACCGUUCCAGCGGGAAUAGAAACUAGGCAAGCGAAAGAGGCAAAGCAAGGGAAGCAGAUUGUUGAGCAGGCAAAGCAAGGGAAGCAGGCUGUUGAGCAGGCUAAUCAAGGGAAGCAGAUUGUUGAGCAGGUAACAAAAGGGAAGCAGGCUGUUGAGCAGGCUAAUCAAGGGAAGCAGAUUGUUGAGCAGGCAAAGCAAGGGAAGCAGGCUGUUGAGCAGGCUAAUCAAGGGAAGCAGAGUGUUGAGGAGGAGGCCAAGCAAGGGAAGCAGAUUGUUGAGGAUGCUAAGCAAGGAAAGCAAAUUGUAGUGCUCUCAUCCUCUUCUGACUCGUCAGGCGCACUUGAAAUAGGUGGCGUUGGUGACACCAGCUUGUGGCACGAUGAUGAUGUUCAUGAUGGGCGGUGCGAAGUCUCUGGGGGAUACAAUGGUGGCGACGGAGAUCCAGGUCCGAGCAUGCGCAGGUAUAGACAUGAGGCCGCCGAAGGUGAACAAAAGAAAACAAUUGGUUGCGAGGAGGAAAAAGACUUCCUAGGAGCACUUGUUGUUAGCGCGGAGCCCAAUAGGGAGGAGGAGGAGGAGGAGGAGGAGGAGGAGGAGGAGGAGGUGGCGGCGAGAGAGUGCAGGGAUGAAAGGACACCUGGCAGUACCAAUGACCAAACAGCAGAAGUGACAGCCAUUCGUGCUCCAGACACAAGUAUGGAGAAUGGGUGUCAGUCAGCUGGCGGAGGCUACGCCUUGAGGAAGCAAACUGGACAAGGGGCCAAAGACACGAAACUGCCUUCGCUCGAUGGAAAUGUGGACAAAGCUGUCGAUGAUGUCAACAACCUCACAAUGAGGAGAGUACGCAGUGCACGCUCUGCUGGUGGCCAAGCAUUGAAGGCCAAAAAGAGGACAAAGCGGCUGAAGUCAAAAGUAUUUGAUGAAAGGACAUCAAAGGAGAAGAAAGAAUUGCUUCUUGCAGUGUUAAAGGGAUCGAGGGGAGAAAUGAGUAAACAUGGCCAGAAGCAACAUGCAAAGAAAAAGAGUAAUACCUCUGCACAUUCGCCUGUUGGGCAUGGGAAGGUCAUAAACAAAGAGUGGAUAUAUCUUGCAGUAAAGGACGAUUCCUCCAGCAAUGGCUUCAUAUGGGAGCAGAAAACCAACUGCAGUGAUCCAGCGCCGGACGACCCAGAGUACAGACGGUUCUCGCAAGCCAGAUUGGACAUGGUAGAAGAGCUGGUGUGGCCAUUGGAUGGGUGGAUGGUACGCGUUAGACAGAGACAAGAUACAAAGCAGUACGAUGCAUACAUCGAGCAUAACAAAUUUCAGAUGCGGUCGGCGAAAGAGAUUCGGCGUUACUUAGCGCAGCACCCUGAACGGUCACGAAGCAAUGCGACACAUUCCGGCAGCCAAAGGACUGGUAGGAAGUUGAAAUCCUCAGCAACGGAGGGUGGAACAGCGAAAGAAGGCCGGAGCAAGGACAAGCACACACCAAAUUCUCGCCACAAAUCGGAUGUGGAAGCCGCCCAAGACAAUCAGCUGCCGUGGAGCAAGGUCCAUCCUGAAAUCAAUCGCUACAAUUGUCUAGUUGCCUUGCACAUUCGGUUAAGACAGUACUUGGCAGAGUGUCAGGCCGUGAAUAGAGCAGCAAUUCAAAAGAGCCUUCAGCUGCUGUCUUCAGAGAGUGCGGAUGUCAACCCUCCAGGGCAGGAGCACGAUAUCCAAAGCUCCGGGUCAAUGGCAAUUAGCGGGGAUGAGGGAUGCUCGAGACCUGCAAAAAGACAGAAGGUGGGUCCUUGGCCAUCAGCUGAGGAGUGCAACAUGCGCAAUGCGCAGGUAUCUCCAAUUCCCACUGCACUGCCUGAUGAGGAUGCUGCUGCCUUGCAGUGUGUAGAUGGGAGCGCAAGCCAAGCGGGAGAGAGGGCUGUUGAUGCAAGUGUACCAGAUGACCAGCCAGGUGUGGGAGGUCAAACCAUUUUUAUCAGUCGGAGAUCCACAGAGUGGUUGAAGAUGCGCGUUGGGGGAAGAAGGGUUCCAAAUCUUACCUCACAUGCGAUUCCACCCCCUCCUGCUGCUGGCAGAGCCGACUCCAGCAGGCCAUUGAUAACCGCAUGGGCAAUUUGCAAGGCAUCUGCAGAACAUGAGUUUGGUCAGCAUGGAGCCGCAGCUCUUGAACAAGAUGAGCCCACUCCGCAAUCUGGGUCACGGAGGGAAAGAGAGAUGAAGGGGGGUGCAACGACUGCAAGGGAUGGAAACGAUGCGGCCGUUGGAGCCAAGGGAGCGGGGCGAGGUAGUAGCUCUGGUGCAGACACUCUUCAGAAUUGUAAAGGUCACCGAGGUGAACAUCCAAUAUCCCAAAGAAAAGCCCGUUUUCAUGCCUCGGAUCUUCUCUUUGAACGAGAGAUGAGCGGAAGCCUAACAUGCUGGUCGCAGGAAAUUGGACAAUCGAGGAAACGGUGGGCGUCACUUUGCCAAGGCUGGUACACUCUUGGCAGGUCAUUCGCCGGUCCUGGAGUGUGGGCUAAGCGAGCAUAUCACAAGUUGUUGUUGCCUACAUGGUGUUCGUAUACCUCGUCUAUGACCACUGCCCCCACAGCUUGGGGCUCUGCGAUAGAGCUUCAGCCGGUACAGAAGGUUUUGGACUUGCGGUUUCAUCCCGGUGGUGAGCCUCAGCUUGUCAGCGGUUGCAGUGCGGCACCUAAUGAGCUAUUACUGUAUAAUCUCACGAGUGGAAGAGUCAACGAGCUUGCAGGCCACAACUGCCUUGUCCAGGCCGUGGAGUAUGUUCCAGCAGGGGAUCGCAUUGUUUCCUGUGGCGCCAACAUUGUCAAGGUCUGGGACUCCGCCACAGGGGAGUGCCUGCAUAGCAUGGGACCAGGCACCGAUGGGGAUGAAGGCCCUGCGGGCCAUGUCAAGAAUAUUACUGCAUUAACUGUGAACUCUUUCCAAGGAAACCUAGUUGUCAGUAGCGGCGAAACUGGAGACACGAGGUUGCUGCUGUGGAAUAUAUCUUCUGGCAAGCUCAUUAGUGACCUGAACGCAUCUCUGCGAGAGCGAAAUUCUGUCAUUCCUCAGGUGGAUGCUCUGCAGUUCGCAACACCAACCAUUCUUGUUUGCGGAAGCGAUGCAGGACAAGGGAUGCCAGCACAAGUACAGCUGUGGGACAUUGAAGCACAGUCAGAGCAUGUUACAAUCCAUGCCCAUGACUCGUACAUUAUGUGCCUUGAUGUGACUUCCUCAGGCAAUAUGAUAGUCACAGGGGCCGGAGACGGGACAACGGCUCUCUUUGAUGCAAGGACUUAUGGAGGCAUCGCUCGUAUACCACUUGCACGGGAUUGUGAGGUCACAUCUGUGUCGUUCAGCCCAUGCGGUGUAUAUUUCCAGGCGUCGUGCAGCGCAAACUUCUCUCUUGUAUUCGACAUGCGAAUGAUGCCGUUGGAUCCUGAUCCCCAGUGGAACCGCCUCCGCCAUGCGAUGAUUCCAGCCACCCAUGCACAUCACAGCCUCAGACCCCUGCAUUGCUUAAGCCAUGGCAAGCCCAUGCCCACCGUUCAGAAUGCCGGGCAGAUGCCAGGCUUUGUCGACAUUGGCGAUCAAGGUGUGAACGAUGCACGUUGGUUUCAUCACAGUUCACGUCUCAUUACUGCAAGCGGCAAUGGAAGUGUGGCCAUCUGGGAUGUCUCCUUGGGGGAACCCUGUGUGAAGACCUUGGCAAGCCAUUCUCGAUCUGCAAAUGCGAUAGCAAUCGCUCCAGACGAUCUGAUUUUUGCAAGUGGCGGUGACGACCAGAAAGUGGUAAUGUAUCAGGAUUUUAAGAGCCCGAAGAGAGCACCUUGGCGAUUGUCUCUACCUGUACUCCAACCACAAUCUCGUGGUCUCAUGCUCGAUCCAUAAUUUUUUUAAUUAAUUUGUACAUUUUUUUACUUACCAGGCAACUUCUGGGUGUUUAUCGCCGCCCCCCCCCCACCCACCCACCCACCCACACACACACACACAUCCCUUCGGCUAUUGCAUGCAGAACUGCAGGAAAAUUGAGGAAAUGCAUAUAGUGUGCAGCUCAGUCUGGACCAGGUCCAGAUGUCAGUGUGGACCAGGUCCAGAUGUCAGUGUGGACCAGGACCAGGUCCAGAUGGCACAUACCGCAGAGGAAAUAGAUUUGUGUGUAUGGUGUGAGGGAUAAGCACCUGGGUUCCAUCAUUAGGAAAUAUUGGAAUUCCGAUGGAAAUACGACCAUUCACUUUGUGGGUUUCCCAGUUAUGCCCUAAAGAAACAGAGGAAGAAAUGAGGAUUCAUGUGAUUGCUCGUCAUUUCCUGCUGGAGUUUGCACCCUCCUGCAAUCAAUGUGGAAUGCAAUGCUGCCACGACAAACGCAGUCUCGUCCGACCACUCGCCAAAUGUGAACAUGGCAAGUUGUUAUCCUGUGUCGGCUGCGGACAUGCCUAAUAAUCUGUAGACAAUGAAGAUUAUGAACGGGC
Chara braunii is the source of this 6095-nucleotide messenger RNA. NCBI's taxonomy places the organism in Eukaryota, Viridiplantae, Streptophyta, Charophyceae, Charales, Characeae. The record is from the annotation of a GenBank genome assembly.